Capra hircus (goat) is the source of this 3972-nucleotide messenger RNA. It is a transcript of the gene SPINDOC, whose product is annotated as chromosome 29 C11orf84 homolog. NCBI's taxonomy places the organism in Eukaryota, Metazoa, Chordata, Mammalia, Artiodactyla, Bovidae. The transcript is spliced from 5 exons. The record is from RefSeq and is a predicted model, not a curated record. Gene Ontology annotation, biological process: negative regulation of DNA-templated transcription. The coding region runs from base 1881 to 3050 and encodes 389 amino acids.
GGCAAGCUGCAGUCCAUGGGGUCACAAAGGGUCAGACACAGCUGAGCACGCACACUUACAUGUCAAGCACUGUUUUAGGCUGGGCAUGCUAAUUAGGGUAAACAAAGUCGAAACCCUGUUCUUCUGGAACUUGUGUGUUUAUACACACAAUGACCAGAGAUAGAUGAAUAUAAAUAAAUGUAUAGCUUGUCAGAUGGUGAGGAGUAGUUCAGAGAACACUGAAUCAAGAUAAGAGUGAGACUGGUUUAUUUGGAGUAUUAAGUAGUCAGGAAAGUCUUAAUGAGGUGAAUUUUGAACAUAGACCAAAAGAAGUGAGGAAGGGAACCCUGUAGAUAAUUGGAGGUAAGGCAUGUUAGGCAGAACAGCAAUUGCGAAGAUCUUGGAACAGAAGUUUCUUGAAAGGUUUGGUGCACGGGGGUAGGAAAAACACAAAUUCAAGGUUUUUGGUUUGAGUGACUGGAAGGAUGGACUUCCCAUUUGCUGAGACAGGAAGACUGAGGGGCAGGCCUGUAGGAGGUUACAGUUUGAACAAGACAAGUUUGAGAAGCACAUUGAAGCUCAGAGGUCCGAUGAGAAAUAAGACACGUGAAUCUAAAUUUCCUGGGAGUGUCUGGCUAGAGGUAUAGACAUGGGAGUUGUCAGCAGGCAGCCUUUGUGGCAAGACCACCAGAGGAAGGAGAUGGACAGAGAAGGGGUCCUAGGACUUGAGUCGUGGAAUACUCCACUGGUUCCAGCUUGGAGACUGAGUCGAUCCUUACCAGACAUUGCUGAAUGCCACAGCAUGCCAGGCACUGGGCCAGUUGCUGGAGAUACAGGUGUGAAGGAUCAAAAAAUCCAUGCUGUCACGGACUUGCGGUGAAGUGAGGAGACACAGGGAACAAGGAAAGCACAUGUGUCGUCAGGCAACAUUGUGUGCUCUGGAGGAGAUGUAAGUGAGGGAAACAGGACGCUCAGGUGGGGCUGAUGGCCGCUUUCUCAGGAAUGGCAGGCAGGCCUUGGUGAGAAGACAGUUCUCUCCUAGAGAAGGAACCGGCACGGGUGCCCGAAAAAGAGCCCUUGUGAAGUAAGAAAAGAACCAACAGAAGGUGGUGCCCUGGAAACCAGGUGACAAAAAUCAAGAUGGAAGCAGUGAUCUGCCAGGGGAUGAAGUUGAAGCGCUGACCGCUGGGUGUAGCGUUGGUGACUUUGACAAAGCUAUUUUGGAGGAGCGGUGGGAAAGAACUACAGCCACCGUCACCUGGGGGAGAGGUACUGCCCAGCCUUGGAGCUAAUCCUUCUGAGACCAAGCCAGUUCUCAGACCUGUUUCAAAUGCCACCUCUUCCAGGAAGUCCCCAGGUAUUAGGACCUCCCAUGUUUGUAUAUUGUCCCAUCCUCUCAGGUGAGAGAGAGGUGCACCCACAAGGGAUUAAAAGCUCUGAGCUGCUAGGCUCACGAGGAUUUGAGCCUGCAUUCUUCGCGAAGCUGAGAACAGUUCCCACUCUGUCAAAUGUUACAGUCCCGUGUGCACAGGGAGCAGGUGCUGGGUCCGCCCUUGGGGAUGGACAAGGUCACCACUGCAAAGGCUUUGGGGGAGAGGCCUCUUGAUAGGGCCCCAACGAGUGGAGGACCAGGCCUGGAUGCCCUUCGCUGACCCAAGGCUCAUGGAGCAUCUCCUCCCUUGCAUACCAGGCCCUGCAGGAGAAUAAGAUGACAAAGUUUGCUGUUCUGGUCCUUGAGGAAGUGAGCACUGUCAGAAGUCAGAUGUGGAUACUAUCAGCUGCCGGGGGUGGGUGAUCGGAAAGGCGUCACAGGGCCGAGGAUUUGAGUAGGGCCAUGAAAGAAGUAGAGGAGUUUGCCAGACUGAUGGGGUGGUCUGAACAGGUGUGCCCAGACCCGAGCCAUGCUGGAAUGCAGUCUUUGGAAAAACCUGUUGGACCUGUGGUCAGAGACUAGAUUGGGCCAGCGGGAUGUGGUGGUGUAUCUGCUGCUUUUAUUGUGGCUAGUGCCUUGUGGGCUCCAGAGGGGGGAGAAAGGAGACUCUAGGUGGGAAAGGUCCUUCCCUGCACACACCGCCAAGCUUGGGGAACCUUGGUCUCUUCUUGCUGGUGUGGGCCCCUCUACUGAUAACACCUUCCUCCUCCUCUCCUCCGUAGUGGCCCAGCAGGAAAAGAUCCUACCUCCCAGGCCCAGCCUGCUGGAGGCAGGCAGCGAUGGCUCUGAGGAGCCCAAGCAGCAGGUGUCAUGGGAGCAGGAGUUUCUGGUGGGGAACAGCCCGGGAGGCAGCGGGCGGGCGCUGUGCAUGGUGUGUGGGGCCGAGAUCCAGGCCCCCUCGGCAGACACGGCGCGCGCCCACAUCCUGGAGCAGCAUCCUCACACCCUGGACCUGAGCCCUUCCGAGAAGAGCAACAUCCUGGAGGCAUGGAGCGAGGGGGCGGCCCUUGUGCAAGACUUUCGAGCGGAGCAGCCGUCCCCACACCACUCAGACUCAGGCCAGGACUCCGACCUGGACCCUGCCAGGAUGCCAGCAGAGAUUGUCGUUCUCCUCGACUCCGAGGACAACCCAUCCCUCCCCAGGAGGACCCGGCCCAGGGGACUUCGCCCUCUGGAACUUCCUGCGGCCCCUGUCCCAGAGCCAGUAAGCAAGAAGCCCCGUGGUCAGAGAUGCAAGGAGCCCUCUGGGGAGGAGCCGGUCAGGAAGAAAAGAGGCAGACCUAUGACCAAAACCCUGGACCUAGAUCCAGACCCUGACCCAGACCCCCCCUCGCCGGACUCACCCAUGGAGACCUUCGCUGCUCCGGCCGAGGUCCGGCACUUCACAGAUGGCAGCUUCCCGGCCGGCUUCGCCCUUCAGCUCUUCUCCCACACCCAGCUCAGGGCCUCAAACCGCAGAGACUUGCCCAAAGAGGGGAGAGGGGUCGAAGGAGGUUGUCUCCAGCCAGAAAGCCCCUCCCCAGGACCGCGCUCUGCCUCGACUCGUGUGUUUCCUGGUCCCCUUCGUGUUGUCAGCGGACCCCUGCUGUACAUAGCUGACCUCUCCCACUGGCUGGUGGGUCUUCUGGUUUCGUUCUAAAAGGUGGGGGCUUCAUUUCAAGCCUUGGGGUACCCUGUGCCCAAACUCCACCUGUCUGGAGUGACCAGUAGCUGAGAAGAGCAUCCUUGAGGUCUCAGGUUCGUUUGGGGUGAGUGGGCAGAGCCUGAGACUUUAGGGUUCAGCCGUCUGAAUGAUUUGAAAGGGAGGGAGGCGCUGAGCCAUGUCUUGGCAGCAGCAGGGACCUGUAGAGGUUGGGGACAGUCCAGAAACCUCAGGAGAUGGUGAGUGACCCAGUGGUGCGUGUGCCUGCAGCCCGACCCAGGAAGCACCCUGAGAAAUGACACAAGUGGUCUCUGAGGGGCCCAAGCCAGCAAAUGCAGACUAGCAGGGUGCCCGUGAGGGUUCUGUGCACGGCACGGUCUCCAGACUAGUGGCUGCAGCCUGGUUUUGGGUUUUAAGAACCCAAAGCUCAGAUGUCUCAGAAACCUUUGAGGCUUCAACCAGAAUGUUCUACUUUGAGUUGUUUAAUUUUUUGAAGUUCUCCAAAGGUCUUACUGGACUAGAGAUCCUACCACUUUAAAAAAGAAAAUUAAAAAUCAAGGCUUUAGAAGUUGGCAGUGGGCAGGAAGUCCCUGUGGUCAGCUGAUGGACAUGUGUGUGAAGCCAUCAGGGAGGACUUGCUGGACAUUCUAGGGCCUUACAGGAUGAGGGUGUCCAGGCCAGGAGAGGCAGUGAGCCCCGUGGGCCCACUUGCAAGUAGUGGAGAAGAUCCUUGCUGGUGUUUAAUUAGAAUAAGAUCUUGAGACCUGGCUUAGGGAUACCUGGCUUAGGGAUACCUCAGCUGGAACCAGUGUGUUCCUGACUGGACCGAAGGAGAAGAAAGUGUGUGUGUGUGUGUCUGAGAGAGAGAGAGACUGGACCAAGGAGAAGAUGGUGUAUGUGUAUGUGAGAGACUGGACCA